Candidozyma auris is the source of this 2637-nucleotide messenger RNA. It is a transcript of the gene TPS2, whose product is annotated as trehalose-phosphatase TPS2. Bases 1 to 2637 code for a protein of 878 amino acids. Gene Ontology annotation, molecular function: catalytic activity. NCBI's taxonomy places the organism in Eukaryota, Fungi, Ascomycota, Pichiomycetes, Serinales, Metschnikowiaceae. The transcript has a single exon. Gene Ontology annotation, biological process: fungal-type cell wall organization; cellular response to heat; trehalose biosynthetic process. The record is from RefSeq and is a predicted model, not a curated record. Gene Ontology annotation, cellular component: alpha,alpha-trehalose-phosphate synthase complex (UDP-forming); cytosol.
AUGCCCACCGUCUACGAACAGUUGAAGGCAUAUCCUUCAGACACACCCACGGUCUCGCCCAAAAGCUACGCCAGCAACGAUAAGCUCAGCUUAUCGGGCAGAGUGCUCAGUGUAGUACUGUCGUUACCUACUCAAAUCAGCAAAGUCAACGAUUCACUGGGACAAACCACGUGGUCGGUUGACCCCAUACGUGGCCAACUGGCCAUGUAUCUGUCGGUGUUUUUUCUUCAGCACCAGACCGACUGGGAGAGCCAUCUUAUCGGGUGGACCGGGGAGUUGCUGAACAAAACCAAUGCGACCGAUGUGAACCUGGACAAUAUCAAAGACGAUCCGAUGUACUUGGACGAGAGGGACAAGCAUGGGCUUGAGGAGCAGAUCAGACUGACGCUCAAGACAGACAAUGUGCACCCGGUAUGGUUAUUGCGCAAGGACCAGGACCGGUGGAGACGGUACGCCGAAAAGGUGAUCUGGCCGGUGUUUCAUUAUAUCCAAGGUCAGCCCAACGAUGGGGCCCAGGAGGGCCAGGAAUGGUACGAUUACGUCAGAUUCAACGAGGCGUAUUUCCAAAAGAUCAAGGCCAUCUACAAGCCGGGAGACGUUAUUUGGAUCCAUGACUACUACCUCAUGUUGUUGCCCCAAUUAUUGAGGAUGGAGUUUCCCAAUGCUUUUAUUGGGUUCUACAUGCAUGCACCGUUCCCUUCGUCAGAGUAUUACCGCUGCCUUGCCAAGCGGACACAGUUGCUUGAUGGUCUUUUGGGUGCAGACAAGAUCGCUUUCCAGAGCGAAUCCUUCCAGCGGCACUUCUUGAGUUGCUGUGCUCGAGUUUUGGGCUGUGAUGUCACCAAACGCAGUGUCAAUGCGUACGGCUCGUCAAUUUCAGUGGAGACCUUGCCGAUCGGUAUCGACACAAAAAGAGUCGAGCAUGAUGCGUUCCAGGAUUCUUCCAUAGAUGAUAAGAUAAAGGCUUUGCGUGAGAUUUAUGCAGACAAGAAGAUAAUCGUUGGCAGAGACAGAUUGGACUCCGUUCGUGGAGUUCAACAGAAACUCCAGGCGUUUGAGAUGUUCUUGCAGAUGUAUCCGGAGUGGAGAGAGAAAAUUGUUCUUAUUCAGGUGUCUUCACCAGGUUACUCCCAUGACAAUAAGGUCGAGAAGAAGGUUUCUGAUUUGGUCACCCUGAUCAACUCCCGUUACGGCAAUUUGAACCACACACCAGUGCUCCACUACCAGAUUCGUAUCAACAAGGAUGAAUACUUGGCACUUUUGAGAGUGGCUGACUUGUGUUUGAUCACCUCGAUUCGUGACGGAAUGAACACCACAUCCCUCGAAUUUGUCAUUUGUCAAAAAGAAAAUCACUCACCUUUGAUCCUUUCUGAGUUCACGGGAACGGCCUCGGUGUUGAGUGAUGCUAUCUUGGUAAACCCUUGGGACUCAGUAAGCAUCGCCAAGACGAUGUAUAGCUGUCUCAAUAUGAGCCCAGAGGCGAAGUACCAUCUCGAAUCGAAGCUAUACGAAAGGGUCACUUCAAACACGAUUCAAAGCUGGACUUCCAAUUUCAUUGAGCAUCUUCUUGAUCACGUUCAAAAGACUCAUAAAACUCACAACACACCAACCUUGAAUAGACCGAUGCUCUUCAAGAACUAUCAGCUCCUGGAAAGGCGUUUAUUCUUAUUCGACUACGACGGUACGUUGACUCCUAUUGUCAAGGACCCAGUGGCGGCAAUUCCCAGCUCCAGAUUGCAUAAAAUUGUGGACAAGUUGGCCGAAGACCCCAAGAACCAGAUCUGGAUCAUAUCUGGAAGAGACCAAGCAUUCUUGGAUAAAUGGUGGGGCUCGAAAAACGUGGGCUUAUCAGCAGAACAUGGUUGUUUCAUGAAGGAUGUUGGCAGCACCAAAUGGUUCAACUUGGCCGAGGCCUUUGAUAUGUCGUGGCAACUCAAGGUCGAUGAGGUUUUCAAGAGGUACACUGACCAAACCCCUGGCUCCAACAUUGAAAGAAAGAAAGUUGCAUUGACAUGGCACUACAGAAGAUCGGACCCUGAAUUGGGCAAAUACCAGGCUGAUUUGUGCUUGAAAGAACUUCGCGACGGAAUAGAGAAAGAGUAUGACGUUGAAGUGAUGGAGGGAAAGGCAAACAUCGAGGUUCGCCCACGUUUUGUGAAUAAGGGUGAAAUCGUAAAGCGCCUUGUAUUAAAUGGUCAUGGAGCUAAGCAGGAUCCCCAUCUGAUUCAGCUAGACCCCAAGUCAAUCCCUGUUAGUGAAUUGCCUGAUUUCAUGUUGUGUCUUGGUGAUGACACCACAGAUGAGGACAUGUUCAGAGUUUUGAAAGAAAUUGAGGCGAAAUGGCACUUAAAUGAGCUACCAAAGAACAAGUGUGGCUCCUACGGCGUGUUCCCUGUCUUAGUGGGCCCUGCUGCCAAGGAGACCCUCGCUACGUCCCACCUUAAUGAUCCCUCCCAGGUGAUUGAUACCUUGGGUCUACUUUCAGGAGAUGUUUCGUUGUUCGAGAGCGCUGGUUCCGUUGACUUGGACGACAGAGGACAUGUUGCCAACAGCGAGUCGAGUGAGAGAUCGAAAGAGGCAAUAAGGGCAGCAUCCAUGAAAAAAGACGGCGCAUCGCGGAAUCUGACUACCCAUUGA